CGCCCGGCCCCGCUCCGGUACCGGCCCCGCUGCCCGCGCCCCGCUCCGGUACCGGCUCCGCGCCCCGCCAUGAGCAGCUCCCAGUUCAACAAGGGCCCGUCCUACGGCCUCUCCGCCGAAGUCAAGAACCGGCUUGCCCAAAAGUAUGACCCGCAGAAGGAGGUCGAGCUGCGGACAUGGAUCGAGAGCGUCACGGGGCAGCAGAUCGGGCCUGAUUUCCAGAAGGGGCUGAAGGACGGGGUGAUCCUCUGCGAGCUCAUGAACAAGCUGCAGCCCAACUCGGUGAGGAAGAUCAACCGCUCAGCUCAGAACUGGCACCAGCUCGAGAACCUCUCCAACUUCAUCAAGGCCAUGGCCAGCUAUGGCAUGAACCCCGUGGACCUCUUUGAAGCCAACGACCUUUUUGAGAGCGGGAACCUGACCCAGGUGCAGGUGUCGCUGCUGGCACUGGCGGGAAUGGCCAAGACGAAGGGGCUGCAGAGCGGAGUGGACAUCGGGGUGAAGUACUCGGAGAAGCAGCAGAGGAAUUUUGACGAGGCCAAGAUGAAGGCUGGGCAGUGUGUGAUUGGGCUGCAGAUGGGCACGAACAAGUGUGCCAGCCAGUCCGGCAUGACAGCCUAUGGCACCCGGAGGCACCUCUACGACCCCAAGAACCAGAUCCUGCCGCCCAUGGACCACUCCACCAUCAGCCUGCAAAUGGGCACCAACAAGUGUGCCAGCCAGGUGGGCAUGACAGCUCCCGGCACCAGGAGACACAUCUACGAUGCCAAGAUGGGGACAGAGAAGUGCGACAACUCCUCCAUGUCACUGCAGAUGGGCUCCAACCAGGGCGCCAACCAGAGCGGGCAGGUCUUUGGCCUCGGCCGCCAGAUCUAUGACCCCAAGUACUGCCCACAGGGCAGCCAGGGCGAGGUGGCCAAUGCUGCCGGUGACCUGGGCGGGGACCCCCCUGGGUACCACUACUACCGGGAGGAGGAGGAGAGCUACUGACGGCACCGGCCCUGUCCGCACCAUCUCAUGUACAGCCACACUGCCAGACACAUUCCAGCCUCCACUUUCAUCAUUCCUUCUUUUUAAACUCUUUUUUAACUUUGGAAAUUAAUCUAUUUUUCUGAGCAAGGAAAUAAAGACCCUGUUUCUAGA
This is a messenger RNA of Empidonax traillii (willow flycatcher), 1143 nucleotides long. It is a transcript of the gene CNN2, whose product is annotated as calponin 2. Gene Ontology annotation, molecular function: actin binding. The transcript is spliced from 7 exons. Bases 70 to 990 code for a protein of 306 amino acids. The record is from RefSeq and is a predicted model, not a curated record. Gene Ontology annotation, biological process: actomyosin structure organization. Lineage: Eukaryota; Metazoa; Chordata; Aves; Passeriformes; Tyrannidae.